CCAAGCCAUGCGUCGCGCCAAGUUUGAUUUGGAUUCCGAUAAGCAGCAACCAACAUCCACCGCCGCUAGAAGCCGCCGCCCUGGCGAACAGAGAAGUCUCCAUGAACUCUUAGGUGGAGGAAUAGUUGCGGACAUCCUGCUAUGGAAGAACAAACAUUUAUCAGCGGCAAUUUUGGCUGGGGCUACGUUGAUAUGGUUUCUCUUCGAGGUGGUCGAAUACCAUUUCAUUACACUCAUGUGCCACAUCUCCAUCAUAGCCAUGUUUGUGGUCUUCAUCUGGUCUAAUGUAGCACAUAUGUUCGAUUGGUCUCCUUCCAAGAUCCCUGAAGUAGUUGCAUUGCAACGUGCCAUCAAUGAAGUUGCAUCAGCCUUGCGUGGCAAACUCCAGUACUCCAUUUCCAGCCUCCAUGACAUUGCUCGUGGAAAAGACCUCAAGCUAUUUCUACUGGCCAUGGUUUCCCUUUGGAUAUUAUCAGUGGUAGGAAGCUGUUGCAGCUCCAUCAGCCUCUGUUAUCUCUGCUUUCUGUGCAUUCAAACACUGCCAGCUUUAUAUGAGAGAUACGAGUACGAAGUCAACAAUCUAAUUACCACGGGAAGCCGCGACCUCAGGAAACUCUACAUGAAGUUGGAUUCCAAGGUUCUCGGAAAGAUUCCAAGAGGCCCAGUCAAGGAGAAGAAAUUCAAAUAAAAUUAUUCCAGCUUCUUGUUCGGAAGGUAUACCGCUUGGCUCGUAGUCGCAAAAUAACGUAGAAUUUUCCCAAGAAACAUGAAGUAGCAUAGAAUGCUACCGCUGUCCUGUGCAUGUAAACAGGCUUGAUAUCAAUUUAUGAUUGGAUUCAAAUUAAAUCAAA
Messenger RNA from Elaeis guineensis (African oil palm), 851 nucleotides. RefSeq names its product reticulon-like protein B2. Gene Ontology annotation, biological process: response to bacterium. The record is from RefSeq and is a predicted model, not a curated record. Lineage: Eukaryota; Viridiplantae; Streptophyta; Magnoliopsida; Arecales; Arecaceae.